AUAGUAGUUCCCUUCUGUUGUUGAAUUUUGGCUUUGGGUAAAUUCACUAUGUUGCAUAAUGUGGAUAAACAAAUACACAAAUUUGGAAGGGACCCUAUUAUCAUUUUAGAAGCAUAAUUUUUUUGAGAAUAAAGACAACUAAUCAACAACAGUGAUACAAAUAAUCUUUUAAGCUAAUAUGAUGUGAGAGACACUCGCUCGGAUAAGUGAUCCUGCUAUGACCAUGGCUGUGGUGGCUGUAUUAUGGAGGAUUUGGCGGUCCAGAAAUUGGGUUGUUUUUGAAGGAAAACAGUUUGGGGUCCCGGUGCUCCUGCGUCAAUUCCAUCAGCAAGUCGAGGAGUGGGUCCACUUGCCAGUUGAGUCGGUUUCCCGGUCUGUGCCUCCCCUACCCCGGACGUCCGGGUCUGCUCUGGCAGACGCUGUAGUAUGUCAGUGGGAUGGGGCUACUAGUCAUAGAACACAUUCAGCUGGUGGAUUUGUUCUCUUCAAUUCGACUGGGGACGUCCUCUUUGUGCAAGGAAUCCAGUUCCCCGGUGUGCAGGACCCUGCUGUGGUGGAAUUACUGGCCCUACGGGAGGCGAUUUUAAGAUGCGUAGGUCAUGGGGUCGAGGUUGUGAGGUUUGAAGGCGAUGCUAAGGCGGUCAUUGAUAAAAUCAACCAAGCAGACGCCAGAGAUAGCAGGAUGGGUGCUGUGCUGCAGGAAGUUAUUCAGUAUUUUGUAGCUCAUCCCGGGUUUUCGAUUAGAUUUGUAGGUCGGAGGAACAAUAGGGUAGCCCAUCUAGUGGCUCGGAAGGCCCUUACAUUGUAUCCGGCUACGAGUCGGUUCUUUGAUUUUCAGGCCUGGCUUAAUUCCAGGAUGUAACUCUUAUCUCUCAUCAAUCUACUUGAUUAUCUUUUGUCAAAAAAAAAAUGAUGUGAGA
Molecule: messenger RNA, 920 nt
Organism: Linum trigynum
Lineage: Eukaryota; Viridiplantae; Streptophyta; Magnoliopsida; Malpighiales; Linaceae
Source: the annotation of a GenBank genome assembly